Monopterus albus (swamp eel) is the source of this 1188-nucleotide messenger RNA. It is a transcript of the gene aadat, whose product is annotated as aminoadipate aminotransferase. Gene Ontology annotation, biological process: biosynthetic process. Bases 79 to 1173 code for a protein of 364 amino acids. The transcript is spliced from 9 exons. Gene Ontology annotation, molecular function: L-kynurenine:2-oxoglutarate transaminase activity; pyridoxal phosphate binding. NCBI's taxonomy places the organism in Eukaryota, Metazoa, Chordata, Actinopteri, Synbranchiformes, Synbranchidae. The record is from RefSeq and is a predicted model, not a curated record.
AAAAACAAACUAAAACGAAUCACUGGUGCAUGAUACAUCACUACAAGCUUCGGAUCCUAGCUACUAUUUUGAGGAGUCAUGAAUUAUGCUCGGUUUAUGACAGCUGUUAGUGCAGCCAGAAAGCCCUCUGCCAUCAGGAUACUGACUGAGCUGCAGCAGAGAUCACCUCCGUCCCUGAUCUCUUUAGCUGGUGGAGCACCUAACCCUGACACCUUCCCCUUCGAGUCAGCAUCCAUUAAGAUAAAAGAUGGGGAAACGGUCACCUUUGAUGCAGCUUUGAUGAAGAGGGCUCUGCAGUACUCUGCCUCUAGUGGAAUCCCCGAGCUGCUGACGUGGAUGAAGAACCUGCAGAAGACACUCCACAACCCACCAACCGCCGGCUACAGCCCUGAGAACGGCCAGAUGGACAUGUGUGUGACGACGGGGAGCCAGGAGGGGAUCUGUAAGCUGUUUGAGAUGCUGGUCAACCCUGGAGACAACGUUCUGCUCGACACACCCACAUAUUCAGGCACACUGGCAGCACUCCAGCCUCUUGGUUGCAACAUAAUCAGCGUUCCCAGCGAUCAGCACGGCAUCAUACCUGCAUCCCUGAAGGAGAUUCUGUCUCGGUGGGACCCGUCAGAGGUUCACAAACCCGGCAGCACGGCUCCCAGGAUCCUCUACACCAUCCCCAAUGGAGGCAACCCCACCGGUGCAUCCAUGACGGCUCAGAGGAAGAAGGAAGUGUAUGAGCUGGCCAGGCAGUACGACAUGCUCAUCAUCGAGGACGACCCCUACUAUUUCCUUCAGUUUGACAAGCAGCCCUGGGCUCCCACAUUUCUCUCCAUGGACGUUGACGGGAGGAUUGUCAGGACGGACUCGUUCUCUAAGGUCUUGUCUUCAGGGCUGAGAAUAGGAUUUUUAACCGGUCCCAAGCCGCUGGUGGACCAGGUGGUGCUGCACAUCCAGGCCUCGACAUUGCAUACUAGUACCUUCACACAGGUGAAUAAAACCUUAAUUUUACACCACUGCAUCCUUUACCUUUCACUGUCACUGCAUCAGUAUUUUGCUUUAUUUAAUUUUUUCUUUUUUUAUCCAACAAGAAAUAAUUGGAUGAGGCCUGUUAGGGCUUGUCACACACCCUCACUCUAUUCAAACAUCAAAACACACAUUACUAUACACAUAUACAUCUAAGCACAUGUAAACCAC